AUGGAGAACGUCUACUCUGCUACUUACAGCAGCGUCCCCGUGUACGAGUUCAAGCUUGAAACUGACAGUGUUAUGAGAAGGCGACAAGAUGAUUGGGUCAAUGCAACACACAUUCUGAAGGCCGCCGGUUUUGAUAAGCCUGCACGCACGCGUAUCCUCGAACGAGAGGUGCAGAAGGGAGUACAUGAAAAAGUACAGGGAGGCUACGGCAAAUACCAGGGUAUGUUUCGGGUAUCUGGGACCGGGGUGCCGAAGCUCAUAGUCAACCCGCUGACCGAAUUGCGCACAGGAACAUGGAUUCCACUCGCGGAAGGCCGCCAGCUUGCGGAGCGGAACAACAUCCUUACAAAACUUGCUCCCAUCUUCGAUUAUGUCGCGGGAGAUCGCAGUCCUCCACCAGCGCCGAAACACACAUCAGCCCCAUCAAAACCAAGAGCACCGAGGAAAUCAGCCGCCGCAAAUCGUGCUGCCGCUGCAGCGGCAGCGGCGACGGCGGCGGCAGCAGCCGAGACCUUGAGAGUUGCUCAGUCUCAGCGCAGCAUGGGUCCGCCAACCAUCCCGCACGAUCACUAUGAAAUGAACACAGGAUUUGACGACAAUGAGUCAAUUGGGAAUGCUACAGUUGAAUCAUCUUCAAUGAUGGCGGACGAGGAUAUGCUUCAAAUGUCGCAUGGCGGACGGAAGCGAAAGCGUGGAGUGGAUGAGUCAAUCGCCAUGUCCAUCAGCGAGCAAGACCACAUCAUCUACGGCGACCAGCUUCUAGACUACUUCAUGACCGUGGGUGAUGCACCAGAGGCGACACGAAUCCCUCCUCCCGAGCCCCCCGCGAAUUUCCAAGUUGAUCGACCUAUUGAUGAUUCUGGGAACACGGCACUCCACUGGGCCUGUGCGAUGGGUGACUUGGGCAUUGUGUCAGACCUUCUACAGAGAGGAGCUAAUAUGAAAGCGCUUUCUGCUCAUGAAGAAACCCCGCUUGUCCGGGCUGUCUUGUUUACCAAUAACUACGAGAAGAGAACGUUCCCAGCUCUGUUGGAUAUGCUCAUGGAUACCGUCAAUUUCCGAGACUGGUUCGGCGCCACGAUCUUCCAUCACAUUGCAGAGAAUACCCGAAGCAAGGGAAAGUGGAAGAGUUCACGUUACUAUUGCGAAAUACUUGUCGAUAAGCUGUGCAAGACAUGUUCGCAAGAGGAGGUUCAAAUGUUGUUGUCAUGUCAAGAUCAGAACGGAGACACCGCUGUCUUGGUUGCUGCUCGCAAUGGCGCAUUUCGUCUAGUGGACAUACUGCUUGUGCAUUGCCACCGAGCUGGCGAUCUGAUGAAUAACAAAGGGGAAACCGCUGCCAAUAUUAUGGAGCGUGCUCAUCUUCCUGGCCAUGACAACCCUCCAGCCCCAUCUUCCGUGACCAUGGCAAAUGAGCAUGUGGACACGGAGGCAGGUGGUCUGGUGGCCACCGAUCAAAAUCCUGUUCCUCUAGCUUCCAAUACCCCUGCGACUUCGGAGCUCCUCUCCAAGAUCGGCACGAUUAUGGCGGAGGCAAACAGAAAGCUGGCAGUGACCUAUGGCAACAGCUCAAAGAUCAACCAACCAGAUUCCAACGAUGUCGCCGAUCCUGAAGCAUUAUACGAACAACUGGAGUCAGACCGCCAGAAUAUCCAGAAGCAGAUCUCGGAGUUGUCGGCUAGAGAAGCUGAGCAUGAGCGUAAUGAUGAUCAGGCUGGGCGAUAUGCGAAAUUGAGGGCAAGCUACGAAUCUCUUCUGGAGCAAGUCCAGCAUGCUGGUUUGGCGGAGCAGUUUGCUGUCACAGAGUUACCGAAACCGACUCCAGAAUCCUUUGAGCAAGACGAGCUAUUGACCCGAUACCAACUUGCCCAAGAGCUCUGCUCCGCACAGAAGAUCCGUCGCAAUGCUAUCAAGGAUCUAGCUCAGCAAACAGCCGAUGCGGGUGUGAGCACCAAGUUCGAUAUGCACCGCAGGCUAGUAGCUUUGGCGACCGGGCUCAAGGAAGAGGACCUAGAUCCUAUGGCCGCGGAGUUGGCUGAAACGCUGGAAUUCGAUCGCAUGAACGGCAAGGGCACCCCUCCGGAACCCGGCCAUGAACGCUUACCAUCCCAGAACGAGUCGACUACCAUCCCUGACUCCGGUGUCCCCGUGGAUGCCUAG
Molecule: messenger RNA, 2160 nt
Organism: Penicillium bovifimosum
Lineage: Eukaryota; Fungi; Ascomycota; Eurotiomycetes; Eurotiales; Aspergillaceae
Product: putative APSES transcription factor
Exons: 2
Coding region: 1-2160 (719 amino acids)
Cellular component (GO): MBF transcription complex; SBF transcription complex
Molecular function (GO): transcription regulator activity; protein binding; DNA binding
Source: RefSeq, a predicted model, not a curated record